UAUAUUCAAAAUUAACUCAAUAGUGUACCUAAAUUUCCUGAUGUUUAUAACUCAAGCUACAGUACAAUUCACAUGACUCUUAAGUUUACGAAUCUACAACCGACAUAACAAUUACAUAAUUAAUUGUUAGUAGCAUAGAUUAUAAUAAAAAGUGAUAACAAGCUUUAAUUGAUUUUUUAUUAUUGUCCAAAUAUGGAUAAAGAGCGAUACAGAGUGAGGUGAAUUCAAAUAAGAAGUAUUUCAUCCAAAAGAUUAUAAUUCAUUCAAAUCUGUAAUGCAAACUUAGGAGCAAUGUGAACUGUUCAAAAUAUCGAUAAGACAAAUGGCUAAUCGAGCAUGUGAUUGAACGUUAAUCGGUAGUCAAGGAAUUUUCUUAGGUUGUAUUUCACAGUGGAAACAGUGAACCUGUUUUUAGGUUUUUGGUCGGAUUAGGCUUUGGGUUGAGGUCAGUUGGUGUUAGAGUCGUAAGAUUCGAGGCUGCGUCGCAGCUGGUGCGCGGUAGGCAACCGUGAGCCUUGCGCUGUAACGUGUCCUGUCAACCGUCGUCGACGGAACGAGAAUCUGUGAUUCUGUGGGAAAGAUGGCUACAAAUGUUGCGGCGGCUGAACACCAGUACUUUUACGAAGAUGUCGUUUAUCGUGUGGACAAACGGGGCAACGUCGAGUUUGGAAUCGUUAUGGAGAACGACGACCUUGAUUCCUCGGAGGAAAGCUUCGACAGUGAGGAAAGCCCUAAGCGCAAGAAGGGUGAGAUUCGCACGGUAUGGCAUCCUUCCGGCGUCGAGGAAGUCGUCAAUUCGAAAAAGGUACAUCUUGCUGAUAGAACACUGAUGCCUGGUGAUGUUGUAAGACGUAUGAUCAAGGGAAAGGAUACACAGAGGGGUUAUUGCAGAGACAUUGAGCUCACUGCCUGUUUACAAGUCAUCGGUACUAAACAGGUCCUUACAAACAUCAGGAGUGAAGAUUUGGUUCCCUUGGAGGAAUUUGCAUCAGACAUUGCGGUGUGCAUGGAUUCCUGGGUCGGAGGUAUCAGGAUGGUCCAUUUCAAGUUAUGGCUGGCUACCCCUGAUGGUUCGCGAUGUGUCCUAAAUGAAAUGGAUGCAAGAGCCUUGGAACAAUUUGAAGAAAAGCGAGAUAAUGAUAAUGAUUUUCCUCACUCUUCCGAGUUUUACCCUGGUCAAAGUCUCUGGGGACCAGUGCACUGUCUUGAAGAUGCACAGUGGAUUCAGUGCAGCAAAGAAAUGAAAGCAAAGCGGAAAGUAAAACCUCAAAAAAUCACAAAAGUGGUUGUCGAGAAGGUGGAAAUAGAUUGGGUAGGAGUGCACUGGCAAUGCAGAGCCUAUUCGAAGGAUGGAGCUGGUACAGAUCAAACUCAACCCAAAUUCGUAGUGGAGGGAGAGGAUUUAAAGAAACUUAAGUUAUUGAAUGUCUUUGAGCCGUCCACACUACAGGUAGGAGAUCGGAAUUUCUACGUGAUCAAAGGGAACGAAAAUGUCAUCACCCGGGAGCAAUGGCGUAAGCAGCAACGAGAUAUUUUCCAAGUUCCUAAGCACAGUCCUAGGAAGACUCGCGUGAAUAUUAAUGUAACUAAACCUGCAGAAGAUAAGAAAAAUAGAGAAAAAUCAAACGAACCGAAAAUCUUAGGUGAACGUCGGGAGAUUAAUUUUCAAAAUAAUAUAAACACAGACAACGUACAAAAUUCAACGAAUAAUAGCCUAAUGCCAUCUUCACAGAAUCAGAACGCUGAAAGUUCUGAUGACUGGGAUUCUGAAGAUACGGGAUCUCAAAGUGAUACAGCUUCAGUCUCUAGUGGAUGCUCUAGUGUAACGUCCACCGGUAAAAAGAAGAAGGGUCCUGCACUAAUGACAAAGGUCCUCAAGAAGAAGAAACUGUGCAAGGCCAAGAAAAAGGUACCAUCAGUGCCCUUGAUACCAGGAACUAAAAUUGUCGUGGAGACACUCUCUACAAGUACUAAAGCUAAUGUUGUUUGGCAAGACGGUUCAGUAGAAUUGGGAAUUCCUUCCACACAGCUUUAUCCCAUCCACCAUUUAGAUGAUCAAGAGUUUUUCCCUGGAGACUUUGUCGUGGAUCAGAAAGAAGAAUCCAGGAUGUAUGGUGUAGUUCAAAGUGUAGAUCACCAAGGUCGCACAGCCAAAGUCAAAUGGUUUAGGACGUACACAUCAAGUCAGAGUCCCCAGCCGACUUUAUUAGCGGAACGCGAAGUGAGUGUUUAUGAUCUCAAGGACCAUCCUGACUUUCAGUACAGACCGGGCACCCUGGUCAUUCGAAUAGCAAAUUUCGAAGGCGAGGAUGCAGGCUGCACCGCGGGUCAGGUUCUAGACAAUUACCCUGAGGGUAGAGUGAAGGUUUGGUGGGUUGAUGGGCACGUGAGCAUGUGUUGGCCGCAGGAUCUUUAUAAAAUUGGUGAGUAUGAUAGCGAUGAGGGAGAGCUAUGGGAUGACGUGUCCUCAGGAGGAUCGUGGGAAACGGAAUUUGAAGAUUGCUUUAUAGCCGACAAUGACGGCACCGAGCAGACUGAAAAUAUCAAACCAAAACUCGCAGCUCAUAUUGAGAAAGCCAGAAUCGCUAUGUCUAGGCUCGAAGAGAUUUUCACGCAAAAUCCAUCAUUACAAACCACGGAGGUCAUGAGAAAACUCCUGGAAGUGUACAAGGAUUGCAGAUAUAUGGAUAAAUUGAUGGGAACUUCAUUCUUCCAUGAAAGCCACUUCCAAGGUUUACUGGAACGAGUACGAGAACGCGGAAGAGCUAACGUUGCUCAAAGGAUGGCUGAUCAAGUUACCAGGUUGUUUACUCAUCAAUCCGGAGGAGUAGAGAUUGAUGCUGAGCAAGACAAUAUUGAGAACACUAACAGCAUUCAAAAUGCAAAUAACGCCCUGGAAACGAUUGCUUCGAAGAUUACCGAUACAGUGGAAGCAGCUGGAAAUGCUAAAAAAACAAACUCUAAGGAUCAAGUGAACAAGGGAAAAGAGGAAGAAAUCAAUCGACUUUUUAUUAAAAUCAAUCAAAAUCCUGAGGAUUCUGGACUUUUUUCAGCUGAAAACUCAAAGAAGGAAUCAGGUUCAAGUGAAUCUAGCGGUGAAUUUCUGCUUAGUGAAGAUGUUAAUAAUUUGGCAGAUCGUUCUCCGGGUCUGGAAACAGCGAAACUAGAGAAGGAGGAGGCUACUAAAAUUGAAAAGACUGCAACGUUUCAGGAACAUAUUUCAUCUUCGCACGUGGCUAGUUCACACGUGUGUGUCAAGCUUUGUACUUUAAUAAAAGCUCAGUUGGUUCUGGCUCAUGCUGAAGUCUCUAAGAGAUUUGGCCUUUCGAGGAUGUCACUCUCAGAUGCUGCAAAAAACACAUCUCCUCAGAAGAAACAGAAGAAGGAAGAAGAAAAACCAGUGGAACUUCCGACAGAAUCACCGGAACCUUCCGAAUCAUCCGUAGAAAUCCCACCACUCGUUUAUACCGAGGGGGAAGGAUUUUCUAUAGACGAGAUUGCGCCGGAUAGCCAUAAAUUCAAGCUAACAAUGUUUCAACCAACCGAUCCUUCGAAUUUCUUCAGAACGGUCUCGAAGGAGCUAAAACUGCUUAGAAGCUCACUUCCCCCAGGUAUCUGGGUAAAGGGUUUCGAAGAUAGGAUAGAUUUGUACUCGGUGAUGUUUCGUGGCCCUGAAAAAACACCCUAUGAAGAUGGUCUUUUUCUUUUCGACUUUCAACUUUCUGCAGACUAUCCUGCAGCGCCUCCAUUAUGUCAUUAUAUCUCCUACUGUAGUGAUAGGCUCAACCCUAACCUCUACGAAGAUGGAAAGGUUUGCGUGAGUCUAUUAGGUACCUGGGCAGGUCGUGGAACCGAGGUCUGGACCAGUUCCUCGACUCUUCUUCAGGUAAUUGUGUCAAUUCAAGGUCUCAUUCUUGUCUCCGAGCCUUAUUUCAACGAAGCCGGUUACGAGAAGCAGAAGGGUACACAGCAAGGUCGUGAAAAUUCAAGAAUGUAUAAUGAAAUGGUUGUUUUGAAACUGGUUCAAGCUCAGACGAAGCUUCUUCAGCAUCCAUCAUCUGUCUUUAACGACAUUAUCACAGCUCAUUUCAAAAGGCAUGCAGACAAGCUUCUUCAAAGGCUUGAUCUCUGGAUGGAGAUAUCGGAGCAACAUAAUAAUCAACAUCCGCUUUCACCAGUGACACCAACAACCUUCAAAGAAAUAGCUAACUAUGAUAAGAAAAUUUUGCCGGAGUUUCCUUUGAUACCUGCAUCCCGAGGGUUUUGUAUCACACUACGUAAAACGCUGUCAACAUUCAAGCAAGUCCUGAUGAAAGAGGGUAUAAUAAGUAAAGCAGAAGGAUCAGAUUCCACGCAAGAAGGCACUUAUAGUCUAAUGGAAUCCAGAAGUAACUCAGACAACUGUGAUGGCGGUAGUGGCAGUGGAACAAUGGGCGUAAUUGGCAGAUCUAAAACUCAGAUCGGCAAGGAUGAUAAAGGAGACAGGAUAAUGGGCACGAUAAGGAAAUCUCACCAGGACCCUUCGCGAUGCUCUACGAGUAUUUCCUCAGCGUUGGGAAGCGACACGAAAAAAGACACUUCGGAGAAGAACACCAGCUAGCCUCAAGGUAAAGCUAAACGUCUAGCUUAUAAAAAUUACGCGAUCAUUCGGUAAUAAUAUAUUAAAUUAAAUUAUUAUUAUAUAAUUAUUAUUAUUAUCACAAUUACUAUUGAGAAUUGAAUAUGUUCGGCGUAAAACCUAUUUAUUAAAUAUUAUACCUGUAAUAUUAUUAUAACACAACACCACUAUUAGUAAGCGAUUCAGAGUCGACACGUCAUUAUGCUGAUAUUCUGAUUACGCCGCUGUCGAUGCUCCGCAGCUAAACAUACAUAAUACCACAUAACUAUACCAUUAGUGAUCGCGAUUAUAGAACUCUUUGAUGAGCUGGAAGUCUCGCCAAUUGCUAUGGAAAUUUUUUUUUUCAAAAGAAACAAGGAUAACUCCCACCAACUAUAUUUCCACUCUCUUUUUCUCACUGUACUACUACAUUCUCUCUCUCUCUCUCUCUCUCUCUCUAUCUCUCUCUCUUUCUUUCUAUUUCUCUCUCUAUGUAUCCUUGUCCACUAGUGGAUUAGAGAGCCUAGACAUAUGUAGAAUACUACGGAAUAUGUUGUUGAGAGUUUUCCAUUUGAGUCAGGCAUAUAAAUACUUGACAAACAAGCGAAUGCGACGGAUAGAAACAAAUUCUCAACAAGCUAUGUAAAUCGGUGGCAAUACGUCAAACCAAGAUAUUAAAAAAAAAAAGAUGAAAAGUAUAUAUGUGUACCUUAAGAUAGUAUGAAGAGAUACAAAGUAACAAUAAUAGCUAAUAAUGACAUUAAAUGAAUAAUGCACUUCAACGUUGACGAUGUCAUUUAACGAAGACUAUUCUGGGCAUAAGGAUGAAUGAAGGACAUAUUAUGGAAUACUCUCUCUCAUAACUUCGUACUCCAAUCACUUAAUACAACAAGUGUCAUAUGCAUCCAUCCACUAAACGAUGAAAUUAUCGAAAGGAAGAUAUUAAUUGAAGCGACUCCUAGAUGUUUAGGCGUUAGCUUAUUGUUAGCUGAAAUUCGUAUACUAUACUUACAAAGACACAAUAUAACUCCUUCUGAGGAUGAGCGUUAUGGAUUAUCUUAGAGUUACUAGCCAGUUCUUUGCAGCGACACGAGACUAGAGACUAGAGAUACACGUAGAGACUACGCGCGCUCCUUGUAUCCUUCAAAAACAUAUGAGAAAAUGAAGAGAAAGAAUAACAAAAAAUAUGAAAAAUUAUUUUCUUACGUAUCAGGCUGAAUUGCGCUUUUUUAUUUAUGUUAUUAUGUUACAAAUUAUUACUAUACCUGAUUUUAUUUUUGCUAAUCAUUCUAUUAUAUGUUCUAUUUCUUCGUCAAUAAAAUCUCUUGAGUGACGUUAUAUAACAAUUAGAUUCAAUUCUUUUGUUUAGUUUAAUAUGUAUUUAGGGUGGUUCAUCCCUUGACUCAAUAUUAAUAAUAAUUUUCUAGUCCUACUUCAAGCUCUCUCUUUAUUUUUUACUAUCCAUCAUCAAGCCUUUACGCUGUUGUACAAUUAUUCUUUUUUUUUUUUAUUGAUUCGUUCUAUAGCAUGCUGUUGUGUCAUUUUCUUCUCUACUUUCUCUCUGUCUAUUCAUGGUGUUUGUUCCUAUCUUAAUUGAAUACUAAUUUUGUUUUGCAAGUGUGCGUGAGACGCUGAAAUGAAAUCCUAAACGCGACAUCAAACAAUUAUUUUGAUCAUCCUACUUUAAAGUUGAAGAACAUGUGCGAAGAGUCCUUCGUUGCUAUAAUCGGCCGCGUUACGUUCAGGGCGAGAGAAGUAUUUUUACGGGGAACUAUAAAAAAAGAAGGAAUACCAUUGAACAGAAAAAAAGAAUUAUAGUAAGAUUCACAGCUCAUGCGGAGUCAACUUAAAUGGUGCUUAAGGUUGUAAUGUGAGAUGUUAAUGGAAAAAGUGGACUUUAACGAAAGGUGAUAAGUCAAUGCGUGGUUGCCCGCCAGCCGGUUUAUAUUAAGAGAGGAAUUUUUUGAUAAAGAUAAUAUUGAUGCGAUAAGAGAAAAAGAUGACAAGAGAAUGGUGUGGCUAAUCUUAAAACAGCGCAAAGGAAUAAAUGACAAGAUUCUUGGCGAAAGAAUAGGAAAAGAAAUAAACGUACACAGAGCUAGUACACGUUUAACCAGAAAAUACCAACUGUGAAAAAUUUAUAAUUAAUACCGUAUUGAGAGAAAGUCGAAUAAAAUAUGGAGGAUUAUAUUAAGAGACGACUCUUUGCGAUUACACCAGAAUGUAAUGUUUGGGAUGCCUUGUAUAUGUGCCAGCUAUUUCUAUUUAUAUUAUAAUAAUUGUAUUCGUAAGUCGUGUAAGCCGUUUUAUUUGGCAUUAUGGUUUUUCUCACAUGAGAGCUGAGAGCGAAGAGGGGCUGACAGAAAGCCGACGGCGACAAGGAACACCUAAUAUCGACAGGAAAUGACAGCGACCGUCCCGUCGAUGCCAACGGGUUGAACUGACGCAAUGCCUUUACCUUUAAGGGCAAUAUUUAUUGAGAAAUGCAUACUCAAAUGUGAUGCGAUGUAAUAUAGUGGAAUGCUAUACUCAACUGUAUUGUAAGAAGAAUGCGCGUUGGGAUCAAUGGGACGCGGAACGUUCAUCGCACAACCUUUUCGCUGCCCACGUCUGUAUUCUCGUUUCCUUGAUUUUUCAAUUAAUAAAAAGUCAUUACACGAUUAA
This is a messenger RNA of Cephus cinctus (wheat stem sawfly), 7261 nucleotides long. RefSeq names its product (E3-independent) E2 ubiquitin-conjugating enzyme UBE2O. Bases 581 to 4600 code for a protein of 1339 amino acids. The record is from RefSeq and is a predicted model, not a curated record. The transcript is spliced from 5 exons. Lineage: Eukaryota; Metazoa; Arthropoda; Insecta; Hymenoptera; Cephidae.